UGUGCAGCCAAGAGUUGAUCUCAGCUUUACGCUACUCCAAACAGUUAGCGGACUUCUGUCUGAUCGUUGCGACCCUGCAGAGCUCCAACCUCAGUGUCGCAUAUAUUAGUGGGCUAUAUGCAUUGAGGAUGUUUCACUUCGCCUCUUUCCCUGCGUCACAUCAGGAGCAGGAUCGCUAUGCUACGGCAAGACACCAUCCAGAUGUCGAGGGGGACAUCCAGAUGGACUUCGAUGAUGAGGACUUUGGAGACGGGUCCUUGAAGUUGACCUAUCCCGGCGUGCCGCUCACGUCCGCACAGGCGUUCAUGCGUGGCCAUGGAACCUAUGUGGACAAUGAUGAAGUAAUUGCAUCCGUCGCAGGCAUGGUGGAACGUGUUAACAAGCUGGUUACCGUGCGUGCCAUCCGGUCCAGGUACAAUCCAGAAAUAGGCGAUCUAGUCGUGGGGAGGAUUACGGAGGUACAACCACGCAGAUGGAAGGUAGAUGCCAACUCGAGGCAAGAUGCGGUCUUGAUGCUUUCCUCUGUGAACCUGCCGGGCGGCGUACAGCGCCGCAAACUGGAGAGCGAUGAAUUGCAAAUGCGGACUUUCUUCGAGGAGGGCGACCUGUUGGUCGCCGAAGUGCAAGCAUUCUUUGCCGAUGGAGCCAUGUCGCUGCAUACUCGUUCGCUGCGUUAUGGCAAGCUACGUAACGGGCAGUUGGUCACAGUUCCACCCGCGCUAAUUCGGCGAUUAAAGUCGCAUUUCCUAUCGCUUCCUUGUGGAGUAGACAUAAUUCUUGGACUCAACGGAUACAUCUGGGUAAGCAAGCAUACGAAGCAAAGCCAGCAAGAGGGGGAGGAAGCAUUCGAUGCUGAGGCCGUAUACUCGAACAAGAAUGAUGAUAUUGACACCGCGACUCUCACUGCCAUCUCGCGUGUUACGAACAUCAUACGCGUCCUCGCAGCACACUUCAUCCCAUUAACUGACACCCUGUUGCUUGAUGCAUAUGAAUGGGCGGUUGAGCAGGAAGGUGACGUCAAAGUUUUACUGCAACCAGAUGUUGGCGAUGCCCUAGUAAUGGCUGUGGCUGCUCGUAGUUAAGAAAAUUGGAUUCUUCAAAAGCUGAAUAAUGGCUAGC
Molecule: messenger RNA, 1119 nt
Organism: Laetiporus sulphureus 93-53
Lineage: Eukaryota; Fungi; Basidiomycota; Agaricomycetes; Polyporales; Laetiporaceae
Product: exosome complex exonuclease rrp4
Exons: 7
Coding region: 129-1082 (317 amino acids)
Biological process (GO): U4 snRNA 3'-end processing; exonucleolytic trimming to generate mature 3'-end of 5.8S rRNA from tricistronic rRNA transcript (SSU-rRNA, 5.8S rRNA, LSU-rRNA); CUT catabolic process
Cellular component (GO): cytoplasmic exosome (RNase complex); nuclear exosome (RNase complex)
Molecular function (GO): RNA binding
Source: RefSeq, a predicted model, not a curated record